Microtus oregoni (creeping vole) is the source of this 6913-nucleotide messenger RNA. It is a transcript of the gene Shroom3, whose product is annotated as shroom family member 3. The transcript has 10 exons. Gene Ontology annotation, cellular component: apical plasma membrane; apical junction complex; cortical actin cytoskeleton. Gene Ontology annotation, molecular function: actin filament binding. Bases 499 to 5934 code for a protein of 1811 amino acids. Lineage: Eukaryota; Metazoa; Chordata; Mammalia; Rodentia; Cricetidae. The record is from RefSeq and is a predicted model, not a curated record. Gene Ontology annotation, biological process: actin filament organization.
UUACCUGGUGGCUGCGCGCCGCGAGCGCGGUCCCGUGCGUGCGCGACCCCGGCCAGGAGGCGUGGCGGUGCAGCACCCCGCAGGGACGGACGGGGCCCGCUCGCCGGGGACCCGCGGUGGCUGUAGCCGCCACAUCCGGAGCGGGAGCCGCAGCCCGAGCCGCGCGUCCGGGCGCAGGGCGCGGCCGCCGCCCGUUGCUGAGCGCGCGCAGCCCCUGGCGAUGCUCCGCGCGCCUUGGCCGCGGAGUUUGAACUUGGCGGCGGCCAGAAGCCCCGCGAGGCCGGGAGGCGAUGAGACGUCUGUGCAGACUCGGGCCAUGCAGACCCUGGUGCCUCUAACUCCCUCAGCUCAGAGCUGCUCACCAGCGGUCCCCAGCACCGGAAAGCAACAUGGUCAGGAGGGGUGAAACUUCGGCUAAAGCAGAGGUGCACUGAAUCUGUUGCUCGCCCUCACUCGUGGCAUACAACCAAAUUUGGAGAGAACCAUCCUGAUGCCAGCAUGAUGCAGAUAUCUCAGGGCACGAUGGGCCCUCCUUGGCACCAAAGCUACCAUUCCAGCUCUUCCACAAGUGACCUCUCCAACUAUGACCAUUCUUAUCUGAGGCGGAGCCCCGACCGGUGCAGCUCCCAGGGGAGUAUGGAAAGCCUGGAGCCUAGUGGUGGAUACCCAGCCUGCCAUCUCCUUUCUCCUGCCAAGUCCACGAGCAGCAUCGACCAGCUCGGCCACCUCCAUAACAAAAGAGACUCGGCGUAUAGCUCUUUCUCCACAAGUUCUAGCAUCCUGGAGUACCCACCCCCUGGUGGCCCUGGCCAAGAACGGUCAGGCUCCAUGGACACGAUUUCUGCUCGCGGUGGCCUCCUAGAAGGGAUGAGGCAAGCAGACAUUCGCUAUGUCAAGACAGUCUACGAUAGUCGGAGGGGAGUAUCGUCGGAGUAUGAGGUGAGCCCUUCAGCUCUGCUCGGUAGGGAUGCCCACGCAUCGGCAGGUCUCCAGGGCUGUGCUAAGUGGCAUAGUGUUCCCCGGGGCAAGGGGCCCCCAUCCCCAUCGUGGAGCCAGCAGUACUCAGAUACUGCCACUGACAGCCUGGCCCAGAAAGUGGGUGCACCCACGCCCCCUACUCGGAGUGACAGUUAUGCUGCCUUCCGGCAGCGCGAGCGUCCCAGCUCCUGGUCCAGCCUCGAUCAGAAGAGGUUCUGCCGGCCUCAGACAAACUCCUCAGGCUCCUUGAAAACCCCCCUCAUGGAGGAACAGCUGCACACCGUUGUAGAGAGGAGUCCAGAGAGCAGCCCCCCAGUGAAGCCCAAGCAUAGUUACACCCAGAAGGCGCAGCCUGGCCAACCCCUCCUGCCCACUGGCAUCUACCCAGUACCUUCUCCAGAGCCACACUUUGCCCAGGUGCCUCAGCCUUCCGUGAGUAGUAAUGGCACUGUCUACCCUGCCCUGGUCAAAGAGAGUGGAUAUACGGCCGCUCAGGGAGCCUGUAACAAGGUGGACACCUUGGAUGAGAACGGGAACCAAAAUGAAGCUAGCAGGCCCGGGUUUGCCUUCUGCCAGCCCCUAGAACAUGACUCGGUGACCCCAGUGGAGAGAAAUCCAGAACCCACAGCCAAACAUGUCUCCUACAAAGUCCAUUUUUCUCCAGUGCCUGAAAAUGAAGAUUCCUCCCUGAAGAAACAGGGCACACCUCUCCGAGGCACCAGCCCAUCAUAUCCCAGUGAGAGAAAGAACGCCCCUGGCAGCAGGCCUUGUUCUAAUCACGUGGGCAGGCCCACUCAGCCCAGGGAGGGUGACUUACAGGAAGAUCACAAUGCCAACCUCAGGCAGAAACAGGAGAGGGAAGGCCAAGGGCAGAGCCAGCCAGGCAACUUUGGCAGGACCAAGUCGACCUUCUCAUCUCUCCAGAACAUUCCAGAGAGCCUAAGAAGACAGAGCAACGUAGAGUUCGGAGGAGAUGUCCAGGAGGAUUACCCCGGUGGCAGGCCCACCUGUGCCCUCAACACCAACGUGGAAGAGCAUGGAAGGAAAGCUGGGCCCGAUAGCAGGAGCUACGAGGACAGGUCUGUUUCCUAUCCAAGGCCGGAGGGGAAAAUGAACACCGUAGACUCUUUCCAGGGUGCAGACCCAAGGUAUGAAGAGCCCCAGGCCCCAGCACUCCAGCAGACACCCGGCCUGAGCCAGAGGAGACUGAGCUCCUGCAGUGCCUCGGCCCUGCAGUACAGGAAGCCCCACUGUUCGGUACUGGAGAAGGUCUCCAAGAUAGAAGAGCGCGAGCAAGGGCGCCACAGACUCCCCAGCGUGGGCAGCUCCUCCUACGGCCUCAACUAUAGGCCCAACAGGGCCGGCCCGGCUUCCGCAGGUGACUUUGAGGACCCAAAAGCCAGCAUCCAUUUCUCCGAGGCCACGGAGCCCCUGCGCAAUGGGGAGCCGCCCUUGAGAAACGGGGAGGCCAGGCUCGAAGAGGCUUCCUGGCAGCCCUGCAGCCAGCCGCUGUGGAGGGCUGGGGAUGGCCGUGGCCCCCCUGCCCGAGGCGGUGAGCCCCCCAGGCCCGAUGCCCACCUGCUCCGCAGCCAGAGCACCUUCCAGCUCUUCAGCGAGACGGAGAGGGAAGCGCCGUGGCAGGAAGACAGGCCCGGCACCCCCGAGUCGCCCCCGCUGGACGCGUUCUUCAGCCGCACCUACAGAAACAGCAUCAAGGACGCCCAGUCCCGCGUCCUGGGGGCCACCUCGUUUCGUCGCCGAGACCUGGAGCCGGGCACCCCCGCAGCCGCCGCCAUCUCGAGGCCCUGGCGGCCCCGUCCCGCCUCUGCGCACGUGGGGAUGCGCAGCCCCGAGGCCCCGGCCCCCUCGUCCUCCCCGCACACCCCUCGGGAGCGGCACAGCGUGACCCCGGCCGCCCCCCAGGCUGCUCCCCGCCGCGGUGCCCGCCGGCGCCUCACGCCUGAGCAGAAGAAGCGCUCCUACUCGGAGCCCGAGAAGAUGAACGAGGUGGGGGUGUCAGAGGAGGCUGAGCCCGCGGCCUGCGGCCCCACGAGGCCGGCGCUGCGCUUCUCUGAGAGCACCGUGGCCGACCGGCGCCGCCUCUUCGAGCGGGACGGCAAGGCCUGCUCCACCCUCAGCCUGUCGGGGCCUGAGCUGAAGCAGUUCCAGCAGAGCGCCCUGGCCGACUACAUCCAGCGCAAGACCGGCAAGCGGCCUGCCUCCGCCUGCCCCCCAGAGCCCGGGCUGCGCGAGCGCGCCCAGAGCGCAUACCUUCAUGCCGGCCCAGCCACCGCGGCCCCCGAGGGCCCUGGCCUGGCCUCAGCCUGCAGCCUGAGCUCUCUGCGGGAGCCCGACGUGCCGCUGUCCCGCCAGGAGCACCCUCACCUGGCCACCAACGCCCCUCACACGCCCCGAGAUCGUAGCAGCUCCUUCGCCAGUGGACGCCUAGGCGGGGAGCGAAGGCGCUGGGACCCUCAGCCCCCCAGGCAGCCGCUCAUCGGAGCAAAUUGCGGACCUAGGGCCACCCAGAGACCGGACAGGACCCCUGGUGGCGGGCCGCCUUCUUGGAGCAUGGUGGCCACCAACGCUGGCAAGUCCAAGUCAGCCGAGGAUCUGCUGGAACGCUCCGACACCCUGGCUGUCCCUGUGCACGUGAGGUCCAGGUCGUCCCCCACCUCGGACAAGAAAGGCCAGGAUGUGCUGCUGAGGGACGACAGUAGCUUUGGUUUUGUGAAGGACCCAUGUUGUUUGGCCGGCCCUGGAUCUAGGUCUGCCAAUUGCUCAGACAGAGGCCAGAAAGAGCCAGCGUUGCCCCUACACCGUCCUACCCCUUGCUGGAAUGGCUCAGGCUGUAAAUCCACUGUUGGUUCCUCAGCUCCUACUGAAUGUUCUGGAAUCCCAGACCACCCGAAGCAGCUUAGAACACCUUGCUCUAGGCCACUUUCAGCAGGAAUGCAAGGCCACUUUCUAGAUGCGAGAGCUGCCUCCGUAGCCCCACCCAGCUCCCCUCUGCCAUCACCUGUCCCCUCCAGUUCCCGGUCACAGCUUACCAUCGAUCAGCAGACUGAAAGGAGCGGUCAGCCUGGACGACAGCCACUUCCGCCCUCUGCCCCUGCAGUGACCCACAGAAAUGACGGCCAGAGUCUGACCCAGCCUCCCAGCCCAAAAUGCCAUGAGCUCAGUAGCCCAGAGCAUGGGCUGGAAGAGGGGAUGUGGAAGAGGGCCUCCCUGCCUCAGCGCCCCCCUCCAUCUUGGACGAAGUGGGCCCCUGCAGUCAGGGAAGAUGGCCUUUCAGAGGACGCCUCGGUGCCUGGGUUUGCUGACCUGAAGCACUAUAAAAACCAGAGUCUGCCGAGCUCCUGCAGCACUGUGGACCCAGACACUCCAGGGAGGAUCUCUCUCCGGAUAUCCGAGUCAGCCCUGCAGGCUUCCCCACCACCCCGGGGGGACUACGAGGACGAAGUAUUUGUGAAGGACUUGCACCCCAGGGCUACUUCAAGCCCCACAUUUGAAGCUCUUCCCCCACCUCCACCUCUACCUCCUCCACUGAGCCAGGAAACCCUAGUGAACAGCUCAGACGACUUUCCUCCACCUCCUCCCCAAGUCAUGUGUGAGGCAGUGCUGGACAGUGAAGCGUACAAGGAAGCCGGCAGCAGUAGUUCCUGCCAAUUUCCCAUGGUGACAGUCUCAAAGGACAGGCACGAGCCUGGUGCAGUCCAUUCCGAAGGUGGUCACAUAAUGACUCCCAAACCACCCCAGGCUCCAGCCGCAGGUUCAGAAGCCGAGCCCAGCACAGCCGCCGACGUGAAUGCUCAGCCGCAGCUCACCGCUUCUCUCGGCGAGCAGGCCUCUCCCAGCCAGACCCAAAGCCUCAUCCAUGAGCCUGUCACUAGAACUCAGGAUCUAGGAAAGAAAAUCCAUGCCGAGCCCCAGAAGACCUCGGAAGAUAUCCGAACCGAAGCUCUUGCCAAGGAGAUUGUCCAUCAAGACAAAUCUCUGGCAGACAUUUUGGACCCAGACUCCAGAAUGAAGACGACAAUGGACCUGAUGGAGGGCUUGUUCCCCAGAGAUGCCAAUGUGCUGAGGGAGAGUGGCACAAAGAGGAAAGCCUUGGAGACAGCCGCCAGACAGACAGGCUGUGAAGCCAAGAGGAGCGAUGACAGGAAAGCCGUGGGCAUGCUGGUCAGCUGCCCUGCCUACUACAGUGUGUCCGCAGCCAAGGCGGAGCUGCUGAACAAAAUCAAAGACAUGCCAGAGGCGGAGCCUGAGGAGGAGGAGCAGGAGGACGUCAACGAGAAGAAGGCUGAGCUCAUCGGAAGCCUCACCCACAAGCUCGAGACCCUCCAGGAAGCAAAGGGAAGCCUGCUCAUGGACAUCAAGCUGAACAAUGCCCUGGGCGAAGAGGUCGAGGCCCUCAUCAGUGAGCUCUGCAAACCCAAUGAGUUUGACAAGUACAAGAUGUUCAUCGGGGACUUAGACAAGGUGGUCAACCUGCUGCUCUCGCUCUCUGGACGCCUCGCCCGGGUGGAGAACGUCCUCAGUGGCCUUGGUGAAGAUGCCAGUAAAGAAGAAAGGCGUUCUCUGAACGAGAAGAGGAAGAUCCUGGCUGGGCAGCAUGAGGAUGCGCGGGAGCUCAAGGAGAACCUGGACCGGAGGGAGCGCGUAGUGCUGGCCAUCCUGGCCAAUUACCUGUCCCCUGAGCAGCUCCAGGACUACCAGCAUUUUGUGAAAAUGAAGUCCACACUCCUUAUCGAGCAGCGGAAGCUGGAUGACAAGAUAAAACUGGGCCAGGAGCAGGUCAAGUGUCUGCUGGAGUCUCUUCCCUCGGACUUCAGGCCAAAGGCAGGGGCCAUCUCCCUGCCCCCGGCUCUCUCCAGCCAAGUGACUCCUGUGGGGGGCUCUGCAGGGGGCUCCAUGCUCAGUGGCGGUUUCCCAUCGUUGACCUCUCCACUUUAACCGCUCCUGAAAGACCCAACCAAGAGAUGCCGUGCUAAUACUAUUUAAUCUAAAGAUGUCUCGCUGCGACUGCAGUUUGAACUGUGGGUUACUGGGGGCUUCCAGGGUAAAAGGAAGGGACUAUAUCCCGGAAGAAGCCUGUCUUUCCUCUCUUGCCUUUCAUGGUUGGUCUUCUGAGCUCGCAUGCUGCCGGGACCUUCCCACUCUGCAUUCCCAGAAGGAAAGUUAAUGACUCUAGCCUGGUGGAGGGCGUUUGACCGUGCAGGUUUUCACAGGCUGGAGCAGCACAGACACUGUGUGCCACCUCAGGAAUGUAUCCGCAGUGGCCUUCCCUGCUUAUGACAGGGCGCAAUCACCAGACUGCGCCCCAAAGCCUUACAAAGACACACGUUCAGAAAACUGCAAAACCUUGAACAUUUUUGUUAUUUAUAUUUUGAAAAAUGAAACAGAUCGUUGUUUGUGUGCUAACCACUCAUUUGAUUCUGUUUUGUGGUGCAUGUAGAGCUUUCUGUGAGCUUUGUAUUUUGUGGAAACCUUAAUGAAGAAUCCAAAGAUAGUCAAAUUGAAUAUGGAGAUUCUUGUGGGUUUUUUAAAAAUCUAUUUCGUGUGUAUAUAUUUGUAUAUAAACAUGCUGUGUGUGGUCUGUGACAUGUGGGUUGACGUGAUUGUCUCGGUGUUCGUGUAGAAGUUAGACACUUAGUGGGCUCUGAGGAUGAACUUGGUCAUCAGACUGCAUCACAGGUGCCUUUUACUCGCUGAGCCCUCUGUCCAGCCUCUGGUGUUUAUAAAGACCAGUGGCCACCUACAUGUGUGCUAGCUGGGUGAGCGGUUCUGCUCUCCACGAUGCUCAGGUCUUACCGCGUCUCUCCCGUAUCAAACACCGCUUUCCCCAGGAGGAAGGCUCUGUGCGGCCCUAUGAUGACUCCUCCGGCUGCAUGUCAUCUUCACCAGUUUAUUAACAGAGACAACAGUUCUCAAA